Pimephales promelas (fathead minnow) is the source of this 4988-nucleotide messenger RNA. The record is from RefSeq and is a predicted model, not a curated record. NCBI's taxonomy places the organism in Eukaryota, Metazoa, Chordata, Actinopteri, Cypriniformes, Leuciscidae.
AGGUCACAUUUUGGAGUCAUGAAAGCCAAAAAUGCCAUAUACGAAAGAGGUCUUCCACAAUUCAACUCAGGACAUUUGGACUCAAAAUGCUCUUUGUUGAGAAUAUUUUAGAGACACUAUUUGGACACUGAUACAACCAUAAAACCAGAACAAAAGUGGAUUUAUCUGAGGAAUGAAGAUUUGACUGAGGAGGAGAGUUUCUAACUGUGUAGAGUAUCAAUCAAACAUCAGAAUGAAGCCACUGGACACUAUGUUUAAGAUUGAGGCUUUCUCUCCUUUCUCAUUCCAAAAUGGAUGUUGGAGUGACCCCGAGACGGCACAACCCCGUGGACAGCAUAUGCCGCAAGCUUCAGACCAUCCAGCGGCGAGAUCAAGAGGUUAACUCGCCCUUUCAAAUUCCUAAGUUUCAGUCUAGCAGCUACGACAGCCCUCACUCGGGGCUGCGCCUCAACCUGGAGGCCAUCCUGAAGAAACGUACUGUCCGAUCGGACGGAGAGACUGAAUGCGAUUCCGCUGCGGACAUGGUGACCCCCACAGCUUCCCCCAGACCGGGGUCAUCCUCCAACACCCCUUAUGCUUCCAUCACCCCUACCAAUGCCACCUAUACCAUCACCAGCAUGCUGGGCACGCUUGGGGAGAGGAGAACCACAGCCACGUACAGCCGGCCAUUUCGGCGCAACUGCUCCACCCCAGCAGGUCAGACUGGGGACAAUUAUUUCAACUUUACCCCACGCUACUCCACACAAACCCAGUUAGAGGGACCCGACACAGAGCUGAAGACUUCGAAGAUCCCAAAUUCCGGCUUGUUCUCGUAUAACCUGAACUUCUCUUCAGAUAUUUCUAACAUGGACAGUGAACUGACCUACCCUGCCCUUGUGGUCAAGAGACUUUCACUGGGCGAGGGAUCUCUGUUUCCCUCUGAGCCCAAGAAGGAGAGCAUGGCUGAGGUCAGUCUGAUAUGCGAGGAAGACUUGUUGGACACCAUUUUUCAGGCCUGUGACACACAAUGCAGAGGUAAGGUUUAUGUAUCGCACAUUGUGGACUUCUUAAGACACACCACCUCCCGCAGUUCAGAGGACAGCGGCCUAGAGGAGCUCUGCAAUAUGCUGGACCCAGAGCACAAGGACAUCUCCAUAGACCUGGACACGUACCAUGCCAUCAUGAAGGAGUGGAUUGAUGACUGUCGCAACCAGGGGACUGACUCAAAGAAUGACACCCAACAGGAAUCAUUUAAACUACGGGACAGUUUAUCAGCAAGGAGAUCUGCUCUACUGAAUAUGACCUCAGGUAGUCUAGAAGCAUUUGGAGGGGAAGCCUCCAGAGCUGACCUGGAGACAUCAGAUCUAGUCUUCUGUGUGGCAGAUCUGCAACUAAAUAACCAAAAACUGCAGGAAGAGGUUCGUAAACUGAAGCAGGCAGUUGAAAACAUGGAAGACACCAACCAGAAACUCAUCGAGGAAAAUGAAGACUUAAAAACACAAGCUAAAAUGGGGCAGCAGUUAUUACAGAAGGAGAAGAUGCUUAAAGAGGAAGUUGAAGAGAUGAAGCUCAGCCUGACCUCUUCAGAAGAGAGUCGAGCUCAGGCCUCAGCUCAAAGAAGACAGAUGGAACGGGAAAACCAGAGUCUCAUAUCCAAGAUUGCUGAUCUACAAGAGGAAAACAUGAAAGUCACACUGGAGGCAGAGGAGAUUCAUAAAAAGAUGAGUGACCUCUGUGACCUGAAUGCUGACCUUCAGGUCCAAGUUCAUUCAUUUGAUGGUAUUUUGGCUGACAAGGAGUCGAUACUUCAGGAGAAAAAUAAGCAGAUAGAUGAACUGAAGGUGGCCAUUGUGGAGUAUUCCUCAGUUACAGAGCUGCUGAGGGCAGACAAAAACAAACUGGAGAGUCAAAUGCAGAUGAUGCAGCCUGAUAUGACAAUCCCGGGUCUCUCUCUCUCUGUGGCCUACAGGCUCAAUCAGAUGAGUUCAGGCUCUCUUCAGACAGAGUUAGCACUGGCACAGAAUCCCCUGGAGGGUUUGGAGCAUCUGUCGUCCUCUGUUUGUUUUGCAUCUUCUCUGGAUGAGACUCUAGAUCGUGAGGUUCUUCUGCUCCUCCAAGGCCCGACUCCGGAGCAGCUGUCUCUGGAGUUCAAAACACUGUCUACGAGACUGAAGAGGGAGUUUAAGGAAGUCGGCGUGACCUUUCUCACAGCAUUCAGAGGCCUUACGGGGAACAGUGAAACUCAAGAGGCCAACAAUGACCUCAAGAUACAGGGCCUGGAAGUGCAGCUUGACCAGAGGACGAGUGACUGGACCCACAGUCUGGAGCAGUUGGACCAGUACACAGACUCUCUAGAGAGGGAGCUUCUGAAGAUGGCCAGCAACAUGCGACGUUCUCGUACUGAGAUCCUGCAUCUGUCUGUCAAGGUACAAGAACAAGAGAACCAGAAGCAGCAGUUGCGAGAGGAACUUGACCGAUUAAAGGCUCCACUGGACAGCAGAGAGGCCAGCAGCCAAACACCGGAUCACCUACAGCAGGUUGUGGAAGAGCUGGAUGGCCCCUCUCUUGAAUGGGAUGAGGAAUAUGUGUUGUCUGAGUCACCUUUACAAGAACUCGGACCUGACCAGGAAAUACUCUGUUGUGAUAAAGAGGCCCUUAAGCGGGAGGAAGAAGAGGAGGAGCACACAGAGUCUGUUAGGGACAAGGAGAACAUCACGGUGAGGCCUGAGAAAGAAGGUGAAGUAACACAGGAUUCUGGAGUAGAAACCGAAGAGCUACAAAGAGACUUCACAACUUCUCAGACGAUUCUACCAGACGACAGCACUGACGGCGAAUCGCAAGAAACUCCAUUAAAGGGUGUGGGAGGAAUACAGAGGCCUUGCACGUCUCUAAAGGAGGAAGACAGACUCCCAGAGUGCACUGGGCCCGAGGACGCCCACGGACAGGCUGCUCCUCUGCCUCACACCCACAGUCAGUGUGUUGAUGACCCGUCUUUGAGCUCCGAGACAUUCCAUGCACAGGUGACCUCAGUCAAAAAUGUAAUUUCAUCUAUUGAACUUUCCUCUUUUGUGACCUCUGAGAUGGUAUCUGUCUCCACGGGCCAGCCUGAUUGUGGUGAUUCCAAUACGGGAAGGACCCAGCAUUCUGCAGCCACUAACGGAGAACGUGCGGCCGCCACAGCCGACAUGAGUGACUCACAGAGACUGAGCGAGGGACAGCUUUCUAAAGUGUCUGCAAAAUCGGACAAAAAUCUUUUAUUGCCAGUAGCAGAGGAAGAGGAGGCCAUGCCAGAGGCAGUGGAGGUGACAUCAACUGGGGUUAACUCACCAGACAGUAAAAGGACAGUGGUCACAUCUGAUUUAAACUCAACGGCCUCACCUGACUCAUCAAAGGGUCCUUCUGAAAAACCAAAAGACAUGACCUUUGGAUCCACUGCCAGUGAAGGAAAAGACCCCUUGACUCUAAGGAACAAGCUCAAGAAGGAAUUGAGCAGUAUGGAAGCCAUUGAUGAACAAAAAGCUCAGGAGGAUGGUGAGCCUUCAGUGGCAACAGAAAAAGGUGACACAUCUGUCAUCUCUGAAAAUGCAAGCGAUUCCACCAAAGAUGACAAGAACAGCCUGUUGCCAAGUGAAAAAGAAAUUGAGGCGGAGUUCCACCGUCUCUCUCUGGGCUUCAAAUGUGACAUCUUCACCCUGGAGAAGAGGCUACGCCUGGAGGAACGCUCACGAGACCUGGCCGAGGAGAAUGUCCGCAAGGAAGUAAACGGCUGUAAAGGUCUACUGCAGGCCCUGAUCCCACGGUGUGAGGAGGAUAACCAGUCCAUGGAGAUCAUUCAUCGUCUGCAGAAGAACCUUGAGAUCCUCAUCCAAUCCAUGACCAGAGUGUCAAGCCGUUCAGAGAUGCUUGGGGCCAUUCAUCAGGAGACCAGAGUGGGUAAAACGGUGGAGGUGAUGAUUCAGCAUGUGGAGAAUUUGAGGAGGAUGUACACCAAGGAGCACGCAGAGCUGCUGGAGCUCAGGGAGAACCUCACGCCGAACGAGAGGCCAUUUGGGUCCUCUGAGAGGGAUGAUUUUAGAAACAAGAAGCAGUCAGCCUCAAACAUGUUCAAAACCACUAGCAGACGCAUCAGUAUAGCUACCAUUCCCCGCAACGUGGGAGGACAGGCUCAUUUUGACAUGCCCAAAGACAUGGCAGAGACUGAGGUUGAGAGACUUUCUCGUCGGUCACCAUGGAUCAUGACAGCCAAGAGGCCACCUCUAAAGCGCUUCGUUAGCUCUGGUACUUGGGCCGACAUUGACGAGCCCAGUCUGAUGAAUAGGUAUGGAUAUGAAACUGACUCUCACUCGGAGGAGGAGCAGAAAGAGGAACAAGCGGACAGAAGGUCUAGCCUAACAGAACUAGGCAUCAAAAUCACCUCCUUCAUAAUGCCAACUAAGACUCCAAGCCCCAGCCCAACAGAUCACACUCCACCCAGUUUGAUAGAGGGGCGACCAGCAGUGUCCAGAGGCACCAGGGGCAUUUGGAUUUGGGUGGCCUUGUUUGUAGUGCUAGCUGUUCUGCUAGCCCUAUUGGCAAGCCUAAUGUUACAGCCUGCAGUAGAUGCUGCACCUGUGGGCACCGGGGACUCCUGGAUGACCAUCCAGCAGCUUCUGUGGCCCUAUACUGGGCUGAGGCACAACGCCCAGCCCCCUGUGUGACACCUGGGCAUCUGCAAGGAUGGAGUAGCCGGUCCUGACAUUCAGAAACUCCUCCGGCUACACUAGCUGUGAUGCAACACUGCUGCCUGUCCUAUUAAAAGAACUCUUUGUGACCAUUUCUUACUGACGGUAAAGAGAAAUGUGGGCGUCUUGAGAGAGAUGCGCUGAAAACUGUAGACUGCUUGGAUGCUGUGCACACAAACCGUUGUGUUGGCCACGUAUGUUGUAGGCAUUUAUAUGAGAUACUCAGUGCCAGCCAAUCACAGAGUGAGAUGAGCAGAUUGCAACAGUGUGAAUGUCGAACAUCAUAUA